ACAGGGCGGGGCAGGAUCACGCCUGUCUAUAUAUUGGGUAAUCCCUCUGUUACUGACACACUGACUGUAUAUCCCUGUCUGCUGCUGCUCAGUACCUACAUCAUCUGAUAACAAUGGCCUGUCCCAAUCUGGAAAUUGCUGGAUUGAGUUUCAUUAAGGCGUUUAGGGAUUUUGCCGGGAAGGAUGGAGAUGCCAAAACCCUGAGCAAAGACGAGUUGUAUCAGCUGGCUGUGGCAGGGUUCCCCACACUGUGUGGCCAUGAGAAGAAAGAAGACAUUUUAAAUGGAGUUUUUGGAAAGAUGGACCAGAAUAAGGAUGGUAAAAUUGACUUCCAGGAAUACAUGUUCUUCAACACAUGCCUGAUCAUAGCCCUGGAGGACAUCUGCAAGUAGAGUACAGAACAGAGUGGGGAAGUUAACAAAAUAAAGUUAUGAUAUCUGUAAUAAAUAAAUAUGUUUGAAUAA
Messenger RNA from Pseudophryne corroboree (corroboree frog), 464 nucleotides. RefSeq names its product protein S100-G-like. The record is from RefSeq and is a predicted model, not a curated record. Bases 114 to 392 code for a protein of 92 amino acids. The transcript is spliced from 3 exons. NCBI's taxonomy places the organism in Eukaryota, Metazoa, Chordata, Amphibia, Anura, Myobatrachidae. Gene Ontology annotation, cellular component: cytoplasm. Gene Ontology annotation, molecular function: calcium-dependent protein binding; calcium ion binding.